Micromonas commoda is the source of this 2514-nucleotide messenger RNA. RefSeq lists its product with no specific name. The coding region runs from base 1 to 2514 and encodes 837 amino acids. The transcript has a single exon. The record is from RefSeq and is a predicted model, not a curated record. NCBI's taxonomy places the organism in Eukaryota, Viridiplantae, Chlorophyta, Mamiellophyceae, Mamiellales, Mamiellaceae.
AUGCCGGGCGACCUGCGGCUGUCGCCGUCGCUGACGCCGUCCAAGGUGUACCACGACCCCGACCGAUCCAGCGCGCGGAAGAAGGCUCCACCCGGAACGCACGCUCGCCGGCAGCUCGAUUUAGGGGAGGAUGCCAAAAACAACAACGACGCUCGGAGAGUGCGCGUCCCGGGCCCGCCCCGCGGCAGGGUAUUCGACCAGGGCCCCGAGAGACCCGGGAGCGACGAUCCGCCGUGGGCCAGGCGGCUUCGUCUCAAGCUCCGGGACGUUCGCGCCAUGGCGGACGAGGACAUCGACGACGACGACGACGACGACGACGACGACGAGCCGAUCUCCGCGGCGAUGGGCGCGGAGGGAGACGGCCCGACGUCGCGACGCGCUCCCACGAUGAGGCUCCGGGGCAACCUCGAAGACAUCCUGGCGCUGUACGAGCCGGGCAACGAGAAACCCGAGGGGUUCGAGGUCUCCAUCACGUCCCCGAGGUCGGCGGUGGCGUGCCUCAAAGCCAAAUGCGACCCAAACUCUUUGGUCCCUCGGCCGGAACCCGUCUUCGCGCCGCAAAACCAAAAGAACGUCUGCGCCAGGCGCAGGAAGGAGCAGCGCGCGAGGUUAACCGCCCUGCUCGCGCGACGCGACGCCAUGGACGACCCGAGGGAGGUGGCGCGGAUGGCGAGAGAGCUCUCGGGCGCCGCCCAGGCCGAGGCUAAAUUUAAGGAAAAGGAAAAUGAGAGACAAAGGCGACGGGACGACGUCGACGAGCGGGUGCUCGCGGCGUUGGCGAAAGCGGAGCUCGAGGCGGCGACUUUGAUGGACGACCUGAACGACAUCGCGUCCGCGGCGGACCAUGAGGAGCUGGCGAGGUUCGGGGAGGCGGCGAGGGAGCGAGAGCGGAUCGCGGCGAAAGACGCGGCUCGAUCGAGGAACCUACACGGAAGGUCACCGGUUCGAACCCCGAGCUCGCCGCCGAGCCGUACAUUCGUCGCCGCCUCCCCGGCGACGCCCAGACGGACGACGCCCGGCCGAGACAAGGCUGAUUUCCUCGCGAGCGCUCCCCGGGUGGCUUUUGACGCGUCUUCGAUCCUCGCCGAUCGAGCCGACAUCGAGCGGCGAACGAUGGAAGCGUUGGAGCGAGAACGGGCGGAUGCCGAACGCGCCACCGCCAAACGAACGGAGGCGCUGGAGCGUAAGAGGGCGGACCUGAGGCGCGUGGAGGAAGCGGUCCGCGCGUCCGUCGAGCGGCGACGCGAGGAGGAACGAAAGUAUUAUAACGCGAUGCGGGCGAGGACCGAGGCGAGGACCGAGGAGGAAAUCGCGGUCGCGGAGAAGGAGCUGAAGGCGGAGGAGGCGCGGGUGCGCGCGACGAACGAGGCGCGCGAGGCGUCGUUCGAGGGCACCCGCGGGGGGGGCACGCGGGACACGGACGUCGCGGCGCGGGGCGGACGGACGGUCGAUUCGUCCGCGCCCGGAAUCGAACCCGCGACGUCGGCGAUCGACCCGGCGCCCUCUUCGCCGGUGGGACACCACGCGCGACCGGUCUCGGCGCCCCCCCGCGGUGUUACGACCCCCGCGCACGUCGCCGCUCACCCGACGCCGUCAGUGCGGGGUUCAAUUGACCGGACAUCGUCGUCGUCAGUAACGGUCAGUAACGGUCAUACCGAACGGGCCGCGCGUCGAGCCGCGUUUGCAGACGCGGAGGCGGACGAGAGAGCGUCGUACGAGGCGGCGGCGGCUGAGCUGGCGAGACAAAAAAUCGCUCGAGCCCGGCUGCAGCGAGACGCCGACGCCCUCGUUCGCCAGGAGCGACGCGUCGCGGAGAAGCAGCGCAGGGCGGACGGCGUGGCGAGGCGUAAGGAGUGGAACGCGAAGGCGGAGUCGGCGGACCGCGAGGCUUGCAGAGUUCGCGUCCAGAUGCGCCUCGACGCGGCGAGGAAAAAAAAAGAAGCCAUCGACGAGGAACACGCGUCGGCGCUCGCCAUGCGCGGCGCGGAGCGGGAGGAACGGCGCGAGGUGGCGGCGUUGCAACGCGCGAGGGCUCGGGCGGCGGACGCGGAGUGGCGCGCGUCCAUCGCGCGGGAGAGACACGUCAAGAUUUGCGCCACAUCCGAAAAGUUGGAUCGGAGGUUGAGGCUCGAGAGCGCUCGCGUCGCCGCGGAGCUGGCGCGGGACGAGGAGGCGUUCCUCGCCAAAAUCGCGAGCCGAGCCGAGCGCAUCGGGGUUGAGGCGGACGGCGUCAUGGCCCGCGCGUUCGACGUGGAGGCGAGGGCGGAGGAGGAGGCGUAUAGGCGCGAGGCAUCGGCGGGGCGGAUGCAUUUCGAACACUCCGGAGCGUUUGCGACGAGCCUCGGUGACGACGGCCGAGUCGUGUCGUCGCCGGUGGGAGCCAAGAAGGUUUACGACGCUUCCCUGGAUGGGAGUACGCACGGCUUGGACGUGUUCGUCGCGACUCCCGGCGUCGUUCGCGGCCCCGGCGCGCUGUUCUCGUACGAGCCGGGGUCGUCGGAGACUGGCGAAUAG